AUGAGUCCUACCUGUUACACAGCACCUUCCAAAGACUGCAUUGUCAUUGAUAGCAGUUCCGAUAAUGAAGACUCUCACCAAAAAAAAAAACCUUCCAAUUCUGAUGUAGACAGUGACAUCAGCUUGGAAUACCUACCAAUCAGCAAUGAUGAGUCCUCCAGUGAGGAGGAAAAGGAUGAUAUCGAGAUCAUUAAGAGCUGUCCACAAUCCACGUCCUCGCAGGCUAUAGCCACACCAAACACAAAUUUCGAGAACAAAACAACCUCUCAACCCGAUUCUGAUCCACCAACACCGAAGAAGAAACCAGCCCAAAAGAAGCAACAAAAGGAUGUAGUAGCUGCUUGCCCACUUUCAACCGCUGAAGCUUUGUGUAGUCAAUGUGUAGUCACACAAAAGGAUUCAGACAAGGUGUACCAGUGUCACUGCAAGGCCAAGCCGAUCACUUUGAAAUUGGGACGAAUUCAGGCUGCUGAAAGACACUGGGCGUCAGUCAAUUGUGCAAAAGUCACAAACACUCUUAAGAACAAAAAAGGCCUCUUGAGUAAUUACUUUGAGUCAAAAAAGCGACCAAUAUCCAAGGAUACUGAUGGAGGUCGGAACAAAAGCACCAAGAACUUAGUCCCAUGUGCAGGAUUAACGGACGAGACGUGGAAGCGUGAAGGCGCCCGGCACAAGAUCAUCGAAUGCAUCCGCGGCUCACCUACUCCUUAUCAUGGUUCUCGACAUCGGUCAAUUGUUUGCAAAGAGUUGUUCAACACCUCCAAGGAAAAGGGACUCAGCAAUGCUCAACGCAAAACUCUUCACCGAGCUCUUGAAGCUGAGUCAAAAUGGGUGAUAAAACAACACGGAUUCCUUGGCUCCAUUCAUUCGCCAAAAUGUGAAAGGCAGGUCGAUUCUCCUAGCGCCACUGGAUCGUCACAUGUGGUCUGCAAAUCAUGCCUUGGAUUGAAGCACGAGCGAUCAUUACUCUCCGCAAUCAGUCGACCCUAUGCGAAGAAAGAUGAUGUCAAAUUCAUCCCCGAUGUAUACAUGGUUGCCGACCAGUUUCAUUCCAUCAUGCUUCAACAUGAAGAAGUACGAAGAUUGUCAAAGUCAAUUAAUCAGUGCUCAAAGGAGGGUGAUUCAGAACUCUGGAGUCUUAUUGGUACAUAUGGAAAGGCCGGUCUCUUCAAAAACCGAGACGUUCUUCGAGGUCUUAUGAUGGCUGUUGCUGAUCGAGCUAAAAGAGAAGCUGAUGGGAAAAGCCUUUGUGGAAAGCGAAUUGACGUAUAUCUGGACAAUUUCCUGACGACAAUUGGUGCUAUGAGUCCAAGUGCACUCAAUCUUUUCAACAAGCAUCUCGCAGGCAAGACGUCUCGAGCUAUGCGCUACGAUCGCGCCAAAAGUGGAGCACAGCUUGCAGACGGUCUUAAACAAUCCAAUUUCGAAAUGAUUGCCAAGUACCUUAAAGACCUUGGAUAUAACGGACCUCUUGCUGCUGCGACCAACCAGACAGGUGGAGAUCGAGAGUUUAAGGACAAAGAAGAACUUGAAAAACUUGUCAACGAUAUUGUCUCAAAGAAACAGUUGUGUUCAAAGGUGCGAGCAUAUACAAUACAAGUGCCACUACCAAACAUUCCAACCUUUGUGGUAGCAUUAAUCGCAAGCUACAAAAACGAGACAGCCGAAGAACUCAUCACACAACAUGAUACCUUCAUUUCGAUGUCUCAAACGGCUGGGUUGCAAGUACUAUCUCUUGGAUCGGAUGGAGCUGCAGAAGAGCUCAAAGCUCAACACGGUUUUUCAAAUCUUGCAAAGAACUUCAUUGAAUACACGAACGAAAAACUCAAAGUACACGUCAAGGUCCCCAGACUAGGACCUCAGGGUUUACCAGUCAUAUGUGUGCAAGAUCCCAAGCAUGGUCGGAAAACCGCGGCCAAUCAAUUACUGUCUGGAGCUCGACUUCUAUGCUUUGGGAACUCUAGCUCGACCCAAAUGCACCGGCUUGUCUAUCUACCUCUUCAUCCUUGGAGAGCUUUGCGAUGCCUGGCUAAACAAGACAAUUGGUCAUGGAGAACGAAUUCGUUCCGCGUGGACAGCUAUCUUCUUCUUGAGAAGAUGGCAAUCAUACUUGUCCGAUCGUCAAGAAGAACCAGAUUCCUUGAUGAGUUUAUCAAAGAACUUCAUAUCACAUCAGAGUAUGAAGAUCUUUUGUGCGAUGGCAGAGAGUCUAAUAGCACUCAUUAUAACUCAUCUAUCAUGUCCGGGAAUAUGGAAAUGCCCCAGUCAGAACAUAUACACUCUGGCUAUCAACAUGCCUUCUCAGACGAGCCUGAUGUCACAGAAACCCCCGAUCUCUCUUACUUUCCAUCAAAUGAAGAGAUUUCACGUGAACUUACUAUUGCUCAUAAACGAGCUAUGAGUCUAGCCGAAUUCGCUGGUAUGGCACCCCCGACUGAAACUGUACAGUCUGAUCUUCCGGACUCCAGCCAUCUCAAUUCAGCUGACGAGGAUGAUUUGGAAGACACUGGCGUCUCUCAAGCUCCAACAAAGACAUACGACGUCCAAUAUGGCUUUGUUCCAGGUGAGAACGAUGCUGCGGUGGUUGAAGCAGUAGCCCAGUUGACUCGUGAGCAUCAAGAAGCCGAUACAAUAUUGGACUCAGUCCCCGAUACUCAUCAAACGGAUGAGUAUUGGAAUGCUGCAAUGAGAAUAUCAUCGUUGCUGAACCCACAAUCUGCUGCAAACAUGUUAUCGGCUACCACGACUGUUGCACGAAAAGCAUCAGAGUCUGCUACACAGGAAGCGCUUGUUGAUUUGAUCGAAAGUGGAUGCAAACUCAAUGCCACAGCUAUGCUUCGCAUCCGAGAAUCCCAUGAUAGUCAGGUCUCCAAAGGCCAUGGAAAUGAGCGAGCUAAACGAACGGUUUCGGACAUCGCUAUCAAUCUCACGGCCUCUGAAGCAGAACAAUUGAAGCCAAGCAUGUGUAGUAAAUUGGUGGCAGUUAUGAUGAAGAACCACGAAGCUGUUUCUUCAGCAACCACUCGAUUGCAUCGCUGGAAUAUCACCUCAAAGCUUCGACUAGCUGAUGUCAUCCGUAACACCUCAACUGUUGACGACUUUCCAACAGAUAUCGAUCUUGGUGGCGGUCAAGUUAGCACAGACAAUCCUUUGGAACAUGGGAAGUUUGUCCUUCUGAUCAAUAACGCACUGUACCUCGCCAAGAUUCUGACCGUAUAUCAGCACAUGUCCGGCUCUGGCAAUCAUGCAUGGGUCAAAUCAGCCACAACUCUCAGCGGACUUUCAUACAUAUCCACUCAGAUAUUGUAUUUCAACCCCGAUUAUCCAAUUGCAAGCACUGCCCCACCAAAAUCACCAAAAAGUCAAUGGACUUUUGGUCACCUUGAGGCUACAAGUGUAGUCUACGUUUUCAAGCCUUCAAGCGGGUCCAACAUAGUGGAAUUUGCAGACGGAUGCUUUUCACUACCUAAAGUGAUUUGUCAAAUGCUUACUAAUCUAAACAUACCUGCAUAUUUGAAUGCAUUUGAAAAAGAACGCAUUCGCCUUCUUACAUCCAAUAAAAAAUCUCGUGGGCAGCCAAAGGGGAAAGGAAAAAAUAACCCGUGA
Molecule: messenger RNA, 3606 nt
Organism: Melampsora larici-populina 98AG31
Lineage: Eukaryota; Fungi; Basidiomycota; Pucciniomycetes; Pucciniales; Melampsoraceae
Exons: 9
Coding region: 1-3606 (1201 amino acids)
Source: RefSeq, a predicted model, not a curated record